AUGGAAUACAAACGUCUUCCAGAAAACUCUCCUACAGAGGAAUCCAAGCCCUCCAGCACAAUGCAGCCAUUUGACACGAUCGAUAUCGAGAAAAGCGCCGCCCUCUCAUCAUCUGGAUACGGCACAAUCCCAUCACACACAAGCAAGGAAGGCGGGUUGAGAACCCCACCGAAAGAAGGAGGUCGAGGAAUUUGGAUCAGUUUCGUGCAGAGCUUGAUGGCGGUUGGCAUGUUUACUGCAAUGGCGGUGACUCUCAUUCUGGUGGUUUUGUAG
Molecule: messenger RNA, 273 nt
Organism: Sclerotinia borealis F-4128
Lineage: Eukaryota; Fungi; Ascomycota; Leotiomycetes; Helotiales; Sclerotiniaceae
Source: the annotation of a GenBank genome assembly